This is a messenger RNA of Ostrea edulis (European flat oyster), 2166 nucleotides long. RefSeq lists its product as uncharacterized. The record is from RefSeq and is a predicted model, not a curated record. The coding region runs from base 148 to 1809 and encodes 553 amino acids. Gene Ontology annotation, molecular function: protein binding; zinc ion binding. NCBI's taxonomy places the organism in Eukaryota, Metazoa, Mollusca, Bivalvia, Ostreida, Ostreidae. The transcript has 2 exons.
GAAGCUUUGUAGUCUGAGACACGAUUUGACCUGUACAUUUUCCAAUCUUCCUGGUACCAGUCACAACAUUACUUGACUGCUAUAGUGAACUGAGUAGCUUAUAAGGCUUCAUGGGUUACAAGACAUAAACUACAUACCUAGAAUGAAAUGGCGAGCACUAUCAACCAAGGUCAGUUUUUGAUUACUUGCGGGCUUUGUGAUAAUUCCACACAGCAAUACUGCAACAGCUGUCAAAUCAAUCUAUGUGUAGAUUGUGUAAGUGUGCACGUGGAGAAACUGAAGACGACAAAGCAUGAUAUUGUCCCAUACCAGGACAGAGAUAUCAAAUUUACUUUCCGCCUUUGUGCAAAGCAUUCAGAUCAAAGAUGUGAAGCUCAAUGCCAACAAUGUGAUGUACAAGUCUGUAUGAAAUGUAUUAUCAGCACUCAUAAAGGACACGCUAUUGGCGAAAUACCCAAUAUUUUCAAUAUCCAGAGAUUGGGAAUAGAAAAAGAUACAUCAGAAUUAGAAAAGGUCCUCAUACCAAAGUACAAACAAAACGAAAAAGAUGUCGAUGCUAAGAUCCUAAAGGUAACGCAAGCACACGAAGAAAUGGAAAAUGAAGGUGAAAAGCAAAGGCGAUUCUGGCAACAAGAAGUAAAUUGUAUUUUCGAUAUCAUUAGAUCUAAUAUCAGGUCUUCAAAGGAGGAUCAAACAACAUCUCUGAAGGCACAUCAAGGUAAACUAAGAGAUGAAGUACUCAAGAUGACUAGAACACUUCAGCACAACAAAGAAAUUCUGCUGUCAAACAAAGUGCUUGACGUUACCAAUUACAAAUCCCAAAUAAAUGAGUAUAGAGAUAUGCCUAAAGGUGACGACGUGGAUAUUCCAGCAUUGAAAACGAACGUUCUUCUUGACCAGGAAAUUAGGGUAGCUUUCGGAGAUUUUGAAGCUGCAUUGACACAGGUCAGGACGUCAGGUUUAAGCACAACUUUCCCUCAUUUGCCCAUGAAGGUCUUACUCAAUCCGGUAUCGAUAUUGGCCAUUGUUGCAACGGGUGUAAAACCGCUUUUCAGAAUUGCCAUUGCUGGUACAAAUGAAAUUUGGGUCAGUGGAGUUCGGGACAAAACGAUAAGACGCUACAAUAUAAAAGGGAUAGAAAUCGACACCGUUAUCACAUCAUGCCCUCGGCAACCUGAUGAUAUAUCGGUAACGAGGAAUGGGGACCUCAUUUUUACCGAUUGUUACAACAGAGCUGUGAAGGUGGUGAAAAAUGGAAAGAUUACUACAUUAUUCAGUACCCCCUGGAGAUGGCAUCCCCGGGGAAUCUGCUGUACAAAAUCGGGGGGAUUCCUCGUGAGUGUCCUACACGCUGACAUGAAACGUCGCAAAAUUCUACGUUAUCAAGAGAAUACGUUGAAACAAGAAAUAGAAAAGGAUGACCAGGGCAACCCAAUUCUUGUUGAAGGCAACUUGAUGGUAUUCCUGGCAGAAAGCAAUAAUGGAGACAUUUGUUGCAGUGACCCUAACGCCCGAGCCAUGCUCGUGAUGGACAGGUACGGCCACGUCCGAAUUCGGUAUGAUGUUCAGAUAGUAUCGAGAAAAAACCCAUUUGACCCCGCUUUCAUAGUGAUUGACUCUGCCAAUCAUAUCAUUGUAGCUGAUAGCAACAAUGAAUGUGUACACAUCUUAAAUCAGGACGGGAAGUUCCUGGUUUGUGUGGACAAUAUCGGGUCAAUGCCUGGUGCGCUGGGUUUGAACACCCAAGAAAGAUUGUGGGUUGGUCUGCGUGACGAAGGCCAGGUGAAAGUCAUCCAGUAUUUAAAGUAGAUAAAAAGGUAUGAAUUCUCAGAAAUGGAAUAUAAGAUGCAGGUUUUGUGAAUCAGCCCCUGGCUGAGAACUUGCAAUGAAAUUUACACCAAUAGCAGGUGAUCACUAAAACAUAAUAAAAUCCUACAUCGAUACAAUGUAUCCCUUUUGUCGGUUUUAUUUUCUGCAAAUUCGCCCCAGCACAUUGGACCUAUUGUUUGCAACUGUGUAUAAUCUUGGUGCACCUUUGCAGCUAUGAUAAAUGAUAGUAAUUUUUCAAGAUCUAGAUAUUUAGCUACUUAAAUGUUUUUUAAUGCCACCUGUGACAUAUUUGCAGUGUAAGUGUAUUUAUGAAAGAAAUUAAAACGUUUUAUCCUA